Molecule: messenger RNA, 819 nt
Organism: Trypanosoma conorhini
Lineage: Eukaryota; Euglenozoa; Kinetoplastea; Trypanosomatida; Trypanosomatidae
Exons: 1
Source: RefSeq, a predicted model, not a curated record
CACAAGCUCCUGUGGAAGAGGCGCCGCCCCCGUGGCGUGCGCCUGCAGGAGGCGGCCAAUUUCCCGCAGCCCCUCCGACAGCGUUGCCGCCGGCGGGCCUCGCUGCGGCGAGGAGGGCGCCGAAGCUGCCGCACCGCCCCUCCCAGGAUCCCAAUUGCAGGGCGCCGAGGAAACCGCCCGCUCCAGUUCGACGAUGCGUCGAUGCAGGUGCCGAAUGAGAAGGCGCUGGGUGCGCACGUGGGCCACCAGCUCCUCUCGAGUGGCAGUGCGCAGUUUGUCCUCCAUCCUCCGCCUCCUCCCAACACGCUUGUGUGUCGCAGCCCUUUCCCUCCGCGCGGCGUUGCCCCAGCCAGCGCCUCGGCAAGCCCACGAACGCGUGCGCACCGAGGACGAGCACACAGCCCCUCCACCGCCCCGCUCUCACACGCACAACAAGGCCCGCUCGCACAGCGGCAGGCGAAGAAAGGAGUGAAGAGGCGACUACACCUGACGGAGGGCGGGGAAGAAGGGGCGGCUGGCAGCACACAGGACAGGCGGCGGGGGCGCCGCGGCAGCCGCCCGCAACGGGCACAGCGCAGGGGAACCCACAACGGCCGCCCGGCCCACGCACCCACAUACGGCCGCUCCGCUCUCCCUCCGCCCACAUCAGAAACCACGACAACCGCAAAACAACAACCGCGGCGGCAUCCUCGGCGACUCUGCGGAGAGGGUCCGCCGUGUCCGGCACACGGCGCUUGCCUGGUACUGCCCUCAGGAGGGACAGGGGUGCGUGAUGCCGGGCCGCAGGCGGCGGGCACAGUGAACGCAAAGCGGGCGUGA